This is a messenger RNA of Cuscuta epithymum, 1257 nucleotides long. Lineage: Eukaryota; Viridiplantae; Streptophyta; Magnoliopsida; Solanales; Convolvulaceae. The record is from the annotation of a GenBank genome assembly.
CUUUAUAUUUUCAGUAGAUACGGAGUAUUACUAGAGCCUAUUUUUUCUUUAUUUAUUUUAAAAUUUUAAUCCAAGCCACGCCCCAGGCAAAACGUCUUACAUGACAAAAUUUGUAUGGAGCAUUUAAGAUGAGGGGCUCUUUCACUUGAGUAGGCGUUGGUUAAAGCAAAGUCUUGUCUGGUCUUGUUCUUUCCCGAGCUCAGAUCUACCGUGUCAAAGUAAUGGCGGAAGACAAGGAUGCCACGUCAGUCCCCCUGAGUCAACCCGCCGCCGACGAUCCAGAAGACCCACUCAAAUCUCCUUCCAAUUCACCCAAUUCGUCUACUCGCAAGGCUUGUUGUUACUUCCUUCAAAGCUGGGUCUCGAAGAAGUUCAUGACUGGAUGUGUAGUUCUCUUUCCUGUUGCGGUUACAUUCUUUAUCACGUGGUGGUUUGUUCAGUUUGUUGAUGGUUUCUUCAGUCCACUAUACGAACAACUAGGCAUUGACAUAUUCGGACUGGGAUUUGUGACAUCACUAGUUUUUGUGUUCUUAGCUGGUGUGUUUGUCUCAUCGUGGCUGGGAUCUACUGUAUUCUGGAUUGGAGAAUGGUUUAUAAAGCGAAUGCCAUUUGUUAAACACAUAUAUUCAGCUUCCAAGCAAAUAAGCUCUGCAAUAUCUCCAGACCAAAAUACAACAGCUUUUAAGGAAGUGGCAAUCAUAAGUCACCCGCGUGUGGGUGAAUAUGCUUUUGGGUUCAUAACAUCUUAUGUCUUCCUUCAGAAAGAUGAUGGUGAUGAAGAACUGUGUAGUGUGUUUGUCCCAACUAAUCACUUGUACAUUGGUGAUAUAGUCCUUGUUAGCUCCAAGGAUAUCAUAAGACCGAAUUUGUCAAUCCGUGAAGGCAUAGAAAUCAUAGUAUCUGGUGGAAUGACAAUGCCGCAAAGCAUUUCUCCUGUGGAAAGGAUUGCUCGGCAAAGUGAAAGGAUCCCACUCAACAGAAUAAUGUGAUUGUGUUGAUGUACCCAGUUUUCUGUUUUCUGGACUGCCGGUGGUUGAGAGUACUUAUGAUCCAGGGGAUGAUAGUAUGAGCUGUAUACUUACUGUAAGAGAUUCAAGUUUGAGAAUGAAAUGGACAGCUCUUCAUAUUGUAAUUAGGUGUCUCUGUGUGUAUUAAUUUAUAUAUAUACACAUAUUUAUAUUUAUAUACUUCCCUUUGGUUGAAAUUAUUUACAUACUUUAACUUUUCUAUUUUCUCUUUCUUCUACCUAUCUCUGAC